AGAGAGAGAGAGACCUGUGAGUACAAGGAGACUUGUGAAAAGAGACUUAGAGUUGUUAGACCUCCAGGAUCCCGGUUGCAUAUCUGUAUCAUUAACAAAAGCAGCAGGAGCUGGAGGAGGUUGUGGAGCUUUGUGCGUGCUGAGCAGGACCCAGUGAUGAGACAGCCUCAACAACAACAACAGUGAGACCCUCAACACUCAUGCUUCCUCUCUCUCCUCCACGUCUACCUGUGAGUUACUGCUCUCCUCUGGAUUACUGCUUUUCCUUUUCCAUGCUGAAGGCACCUGUGGAGGAUUGAACCUGCAGGAAGGACCAACUUCUCCUACCAAGUUUUUAUUUUAUUUUAAUUUAAGCUGGUUUAGUUCAUCACCUCAUCGGUAUGAGAUUUUCUUCAGCUGGAAUAAUGCCUUGGUGCUGGAGUAGAAACUCCUGGUUUCCAGUGGUGCUGGGUGCUGCAUUAGUUGUGCUCACUGCUGGAAAUGCUGGACCGGACGAGGCAAGAAGGCAGGCUGGGUCGUCCUCGUGCUAUGGAGGCUUCGACCUCUACUUUGUUUUGGACAAAUCUGGGAGUGUGCAGAACCACUGGACAGAAAUCUACCACUUUGUUGAACAUCUAGCUCAUAAAUUCAUAAGUCCACAGUUGCGGAUGUCCUUCAUCGUGUUUUCCACUGACGGACAGAUUUUAAUGAGCCUGACAGAAGACAGGGAACGCAUUCGCAAAGGUCUGGAGGAGCUGCAGGGGGUCCUUCCAGGGGGAGACACCUUCAUGCAUGAGGGCAUCUUGAGGGCCAGUGAGCAGAUAUACUAUGGAAACACUGAAGGUUAUCGCACUGCCAGCGUUGUCAUCGCUCUGACAGACGGAGAGCUGCACGAGGAUCUUUUCUAUUACGCUGAGAGAGAGGCCAACCGUUCCCGAAGUCUGGGGGCCUCAGUUUACUGCGUGGGGGUGAAGGACUUCAAUGAGACACAGCUGGCAAAGAUUGCUGAUAGUAAGGACCAUGUCUUUCCUGUAAAUGACGGAUUCGAGGCUUUGCAAGGGGUCAUUGAUUCGAUCCUGAAGAAGUCAUGUAUUGAGAUUCUGGCAGCAGAGCCCUCUAGCAUCUGUGCAGGAGAGACCUUCCAGGUGGUGGUGAGAGGAAAUGGAUUCCUCCACGCCCGAAAUGUUGAUAAAGUCCUGUGCAGCUUCCGAAUCAACGACACCCUCACCAAAAUGGUGAAGCCUUUGAUUGUGGAAGACACAUAUCUUCUCUGCCCUGCACCAGUGCUUCAAGAUGAGGGGAUGGUAGCAAAUCUUUACGUCAGUAUGAACGAGGGUCUCAGUUUCAUCUCCAGCUCAGUCACAAUAACCACUGUGGGAUGUUCUGAUGGGACCAUCCUGGCCAUCGCCCUGCUCAUCCUGAUGCUGCUCCUGAUCUUGGCUCUUCUCUGGUGGUUCUGGCCUCUUUGCUGCACUGUGAUCAUCCACGAACCCCCACCUCCACUUGAAGAGGAGAGUUCGGAUGAUGAGGACUCUGAUACCCCCAAGAAGAAGUGGCCGACUGUGGAUGCUUCCUACUACGGAGGAAGAGGAGUAGGUGGGAUCAAAAGGAUGGAGGUACGCUGGGGUGAGAAAGGCUCCACAGAAGAAGGAGCAAAGCUGGAAAAGGCCAAAAAUGCCAAAGUGAAGAUGCCCGAGCAGGAGUACGAGCUGCCCUCCACACGGAUUCUCAACAAUGGCAUGCAUAAACCCCCGGGGCCACGCAAGUGGUACUCGCCAAUCAAGAGCAAACUGGAUGCAUUGUGGGUACUUUUGAGGAAAGGCUACGACCGUGUGUCAGUAAUGAGGCCUCAUCCAGGUGACAAGGGCAAAUGCAUGAACUUCACCCGCAUGAAGUCUCCCCCUCCUCGCUACAGCCACCACUCAUCUCCCAUCUACAACCCCCCGAGCCAGAGUCCACCGCCGCCGCAGGGCACCCUCCCACCGACCCCCAGCAGCCCUCCAUCAUCUCCGUCUUUCUCCUCCUGCACCCUUAUAUCCUUGCCUCCAACACCUCCUCCCACCUCCCCCAACCCCUCUCCUCCUAUCACUCCUCCCCCCUACACGCCACCUCCCAACCGGGCUCUUCCUCCGACCAACAUGCCCACACCAGCGCCGUCUGCGGCCUCAACGACCCCGGCCUCAACGACCCCUUCACCUCCUGCCUCCCCAACGGGCUCCUUGCCUCCUCCUCCACAGGGACCUCCUCCUGGUCGAGCCCCUCCCCCUGCACGCCGUCCGCCGCGCCCUGGGCAGUAAAGCUCCAGCAUGGGAUGGGAGAGAAUCCCACAAGUUUGAAAAAGGCAACACAGAGUCCCACCAGCAAUCAGCACAUGACCAUCAUUGAUUACCUGGAGGCCAGGACAUGUGGACACUUGUGCCACGCUCAGCGGACUGUGGCCUUUCUGCCUUGUGAAGAGGAGCAGCGAGGACUUUUUUUCUGCUAUUUGUCUACAGUGAAUGUUGUACACAUCUAGCACAACAGUGCAAUUGCUCUGAUGCUUGAAUUACAGAGACGUUCCCUAUGAAUGAGGUCAUGCGGGCCGGCUGAAAAACAUUUGCCUCCAUGGCCCUGUGGGCUGUUCAGGCCCUGAUGCCUUCACCAUGAGCUCACAAGAUUGGAUGAAUCCAAAUCAGCUGCUCAACAAGGAGCAAAGUUGUUUUCAAAAUGAUCAUGACACUAAAAUAUGUGUAACGUUUCCAUCUUUUCUAAUAAGAGAUAAGAGGAAUCUGAAAGUCCCUGUUUUUCUGUUUUAGAAGGUUGAGCAACUGCAUGCCAUCGUGUUUGAGUCAGUAUGUUUGUUCUUUGAUAACAUUUCUGCCUAGUUUUAUACAUCAUAUAAAGAUCUUUAGUUUGACUUUUUUUAAGUAAAUAGACCAACUUUUUCAAGUUUAAAUUUUUGAUGUUGGAGAAACAAUCCUUGCUUUUAAGUAAACAUAUUGAAACGUAACUGAUCUGAGCUCCUUGCAACAUUUGACUUCCAUAACCUAAUAAACCAGCCUAAUGUGCACAUAGGAGUAAACAAUAAAUUGGGAUUCAGAUACUUACACCUUACAACUAUACAGGUGCGUCUCAAAAUAUUACAAUAUUUAAUUUUGAGUUUGAGUAAAUUACCAUAAAUACUGUGUAUCUCUUGGUCAGUGGUCCAAAGUCCUGUUUUCAGAUGCCACGCCACAUUGAUGCAAUAACUCUUGAUAAAGGAGGCCCUGCCAAGUAUUGGCUGAAUUUAAAUCCUUUAUUGAUUGAUCUUAGGAAAUACUCAAAUACUUUGAGCUGUUAGACGUAAUCAUCCAAAUUAAAACAAGCUGGAAAUAUUUUCAAUUUCAAUAUUUCACUUUACGUGUAAUGAAUCCAGAAUAUAUUAAAGUUUCCCUUAAAAAAAUUACUUUUCCACUAUAUACUAAUUGUUUGAGAUGCACCUGUAUAACUGAUAUGACCACAAUCACAGCUAUAGUUAGCAGCGUAUAUGCUCUGUCGAUCAAGAUGUGGACAAAAUCGUGUCAGAAUCAGGGAAAAACUUUGCACAUUGUUUUGCUCAUCCAGCCACAGACUCUUACGAAAGCUGGUUUUUAUGUAAAUAAUAAUUUUGAUACAAUAA
Hippoglossus stenolepis (Pacific halibut) is the source of this 3616-nucleotide messenger RNA. Its product is annotated as anthrax toxin receptor 1. The transcript is spliced from 18 exons. Gene Ontology annotation, molecular function: signaling receptor activity. NCBI's taxonomy places the organism in Eukaryota, Metazoa, Chordata, Actinopteri, Pleuronectiformes, Pleuronectidae. The record is from RefSeq and is a predicted model, not a curated record. Bases 381 to 2276 code for a protein of 631 amino acids. Gene Ontology annotation, cellular component: membrane.